This is a messenger RNA of Auanema sp. JU1783, 489 nucleotides long. The record is from the annotation of a GenBank genome assembly. Lineage: Eukaryota; Metazoa; Nematoda; Chromadorea; Rhabditida; Rhabditidae.
AUGUUUUCUGAACAUAAAAAGACAACCAAUGUCUCCAAGCAUUCCUCAACCAAAGAGAAGAAGUUUGAUACAUUAGAAGAGAAAGUAACCAAUGGCAUCGCUCAAAUGAAUGUUAAGGAUGGAAAAGUUUUAAAAAAAUAUACGUCCGAUACAGCUCCAGAAAUGAGAAAAUCGUUGAAAAAGGACGGAGCUUCAUCGUCAGCUUCUCUUAUUCUACGUUCCAAUUCAAAAAAAGGCGAAAUUCAACGAAGUAAUAGUGAUGAUAAAAAAGAUUUGAGUAAAGGAUUGUUCGAAGCUGCUAGUGUCAUGUGCAAUAUAGUUGAUAUCACAAAAGACUCCACCAUGAAGAAUGGACGAAAUGAGGCUGAUCCGAAAAAGUUCAAUGCAAAGCCGAAUAAAUCAUGUUUAUCUGCACAAAGUGGACCAUUUGCUGCUCUUAAAGAAAAUGCGCAGAAAAAGAAGAAAAGCUUGGAUGGUGGGGAUGAUUAA